AUGCGUGUCAAUCUGGCUCUUCUCUUUGGUAUUCUCCUUGGUAUUAUGUUGGUAUCAGUGAGUGGUCGUCAAAUAGCUUUGGAUGAUACAGAUGACAAUGCUUUGUAUUUAUCCAAAUCAAAAGCUCGCUCGUUUUUGGAUGCAUUAGAAAGCGAUGAUGAUAUAGACUUUCAACGUCGUCAACAACCACAAUGCGUUCGAUGCAAAUUUGGUUUGGGUAAAUGUUGUUUGCCAAACUUUUGUCGUAAGAAACAUUUUCUACCAAAUGAAUGUAUAGAAGUGAAAACCGGUAAAUAG
Molecule: messenger RNA, 297 nt
Organism: Didymodactylos carnosus
Lineage: Eukaryota; Metazoa; Rotifera; Eurotatoria; Philodinida; Philodinidae
Source: the annotation of a GenBank genome assembly